UUUAUAUAAGUUUUACAAUAUUUUUAUGAAUUAAAUUAAUUAUUAUUAGGUAUUAAAAUUUUUAAAAGUUAAAUAAUAUUUUAUUUUUGUAAUAAAAUGUUAUUAUUAAAUUUUUCAGUUUUAUUUACGAAUCAAAUCGGAUAUUCUUUAAAAUUUUAAAUCAUUUCGGAUAUCACAGUCACUGAUCCAGUGGCAAAAGAUUGAAUCAAUAUGAAUGCCUCCAAAUAUUCGGAUAUUCGAUUUGUGCCCACGUCUAUUUAUGAAUAUAAUUUAUUUUCUUUAUAUGAAAAAAAUUCACUAAUGUCAAGGCCGUUUUAAUUUUUAAUUUUUAAUUAAUUUUAAUUUUAUCUUUCAUGUAUUAUUUUAAAUAAAAAUAUCAUUUAAUAUUAAUUAACAAUAUCUUUAUAUAUUUGUCAACUAUUUUUAUAUACUUUUACAUACACAUAAAUGUGCACCUUGACGUGAACACCUUGCAACUAAGUAUUUACCACAACUGAAGUAUCUAUUUUAUUUUUUGGAAGUUGGAAUAUAUAUUGUUUUUCUUAAUGCUUCUUUCACUACCGACCAAAUUGUAGUGAAAUAAUUUGUCUUAAUAAUUUUUUUUUUCUUGAACUAUUAUCCGUUUACAAACUAUGAUAUGAAGCCUUGGUUCGACAUGACGACUAUCUAAAAUUGAUAACAUGAAAAAAAUAAUAGUAAUGUUUGGUUUUAACCGAAAAAACUAAAAAAUCAAAAUUCUAACCGAAUAAACCAAAAUAUGUAUUAAUUUAAAAUAAUAGUUAUAUUUUAGCAGAUUAAAAACCAAAAACUAACUUAAAACUGAACCGAUAUCCAGAUUAAACAUAUUUAAUAUGUUUUUAUUAAAAAAUAACGAAACUAAUAAUCACAUUCCGCGUAAGGCGCGGGUUAUUACCUAGUUUUGUAUUAUUUGACAAGUUGAUCAACAGCUCAACCACAGUCUUUCUUUUAACUUGUUAAUUUUGGUCCGUCGUCAGUGUGCCACCUACGACUUUGUCGAACAUGACACAUAUACACAUUAUAUGCUAUAUUUGCUAUAUUUUUGUAAGACUUUUUUAAAAUGUUAAGUUUCAUAUUAUUGUUGAGAUUUCUGACCAAAAACGAAGAAGCACAGAGAGACCAAGAUCUACAAAGAUAAACAAACAACAAAAAGGCCAUAAAACCGAUCAAUAAAACCAAGAGAAAGAACACUUAUUGGUGGGGAAAAUACAAAAUUAUAAAGAGUCACUUAGCUCGAUUACCAAAUGUAACUUCCAAACUCGCAAUAAUUUUGGUCAAAAAAAAAAACUCGCAGUUACCAACAGCAAUCCAAAACUAACGCUCAAGACCUUAUUAGAUCAAGCAGCACAUACCACAUUUUUUUAAUACACAACUGUGAUUAAAAAUUAUACAAAAAUAAAAUAAUCAAGGAUGAAAUUCUCUUUAAAAAAUCAGUUGUAAACUACAGACGGCUUUGCGAGAUGAUACAAAGAGCAAAAGAUGAGAUCAGAUCGGAGCUACUGGAGAAGCCGUUUCUGACCCUCAAUUCCAAGCUCGGUUGUAGUUAUAUGCUGAAAAUAAUGUAUAUUAAGCCAUACAAUUUUGAAGAUCUAAUACACAUAUUUUGUUUAGCUAUGCAUGAAACUGGUCGUGGCUGUCAUAUCAAGCGAUUUGGUGUGUAACCUUCAAGCGAAUCUUGAAAUUAUAAUUUAUGCGACUAUGCUAUUUUGAAAUUGUUAAACUAUAUCAAAAAUAUUUGUGUGAUGGUUUCAAAAUUACUAUUAUAGUUUCUAAAUAUGUAGUGAUCAGAUCUAACUUUUUAUAUAAGAAAAUAUAUACUUCUUAUAAAUACGUAUGUAUACUACUGAUCACUAUUGAGAGCACACAUGACAAAGAAACAACAAUUAUCAAAGUGACACUGAAAAUAUAUACUCCCUAAGUUUCAUAAAAAAUGUCAAAUGUCACUUUAACAUUUUUCACAUAGAUUAAAAAAUGAUUAAAAUGCAUUUAAGUUUUAUUAAUUACACAUAUUAAACCAAUAAUAUUCAAGAUAAAUGAAAUUAUUUAUAAAAUUAAUGUAUUUGUAAUUAAUAUUGAACAGAAAGUUGCAAAUGACAAUUUUGUAACAAACAAAUGUUAAAUUAACACUUAACAUGAAACAAAACAGAAAGAGUAUAGUUUUAAAACUCGUUUUCCGUGUAACUUUGUUUUUAGCGCCAACUUAAUUAAUUAUCAAGAUCUGAUCUCUGCUUUUAAUUAGAUCAAUAUAUAUAUAUAUAUAUAUAUUAAACAUUUUUUUGUUAAAUUAAUAAUCAUGUUUUUCCCGUUUUGUGUUACAUUCUAUAGGUUAAUUUAAAAUAAUUUCAUCAUGAUUUUGUUUUAUAUGAAAAAAUUGGCAACAUCUUUUGUACUGUCCCGUGAACCCACCGGGCAGUUUCAUAUCGCUAUCUUCACUUUUGCUCUCUAAAACUUCAUUAUUUGUUUUUAUAGGCACAAAUAGAUUUGUUUUCUUAUUUUCAUUUUGAUUAUUUUAAAACCCCACAUCUGCGACCAAGUCCCUCCUCAGUCUUUAUAUAAACAUCUCUUCUCUCGACAACUUGGUAUCAAAUUACAAGUUAAAAAAAUAAAAUUAAAACCUAAAAAUAACAUAUGGGUGUGUCAAGUGAUACGGUGGAGAAAUCCGAUCUUCAGCGACCGUUAGUGGAUCCGACAAACUCGGAUCCAAAACCACCCAAAGAUGUCGGACUCGAGAGCGUUUUAACGGAUAGUAGCCUUUCGUGUCGGAGGCGCGUGUACUUAGGCGCGUGCAUAGAGUUGAAGGUACUCUUCAGGUUGGCACUUCCGGCGAUACUUGUCUAUCUAGUCAACAGCGGAAUGAGUAUCUCCGCUCGUAUAUUCUCCGGACAUCUCGGCGGUCAAGAACUCGCCGCCGCAUCCCUCGGAAACAGCUGCUUUUUUCUCGUCUACGGCCUCAUGUUAGGCAUGGGCAGUGCAGUCGAGACACUAUGUGGACAAGCAUAUGGAGCCCAACGGUACGAUAUGCUUGGGAUCUAUCUCCAACGAGCAACAAUUGUCCUCGCUUUAGUGGGUUUGCCCAUGACAGUGCUAUACACCUUCUCAUACCCGAUCCUACUCAUAUUAGGCGAACCCAAAUCAGUGUCUUACAAGGCUUCUUUGUACAUCGCUGGACUCCUCCCUCAAAUCUUCGCCUACGCCGUCAACUUUACGGCCCAAAAAUUCCUCCAGGCCCAAAGUGUGGUGAUUCCCAGCGCGUACAUCUCAGGCGCCGCCCUUCUCCUCCAAAUCUUGCUGACGUGGUUUGCCGUUAACGUAAUGGGCAUGGGCCUUAUUGGAAUCGCUUGUGUUCUUACAGUCUCAUGGUGGGUGAUGGUUGUGGCCCAGACUUUGUAUAUAACGUGUAAUGAAAGGUUUAAACACACGUGGACUGGACUUAACUCGAGAUCGUUCCAAGGUCUUUGGAGUUUCUUUAAACUCUCUGUUGGGUCUGCUGUUAUGAUCUGUCUGGAAAUGUGGUACUCACAGAUUCUUGUUCUUCUCGCUGGUUUGCUUGAGGAGCCUGCUCUCUCUCUAGAUUGUCUCUCCAUCUGUAUGGCAGUUUCAGCAUUGUCCUUCAUGGUUUCUGUCGGCUUCAAUGCGGCUGCAAGUAUACGAACAAGUAAUGAGCUCGGAGCAGGGAAUCCAAAAUCAGCUUUGUUCUCUACAUGGACGGCGACUUUUGUUUCCUUCGUGAUCUCCGUUGGGGAGGCGCUCAUCCUAAUGGCGUCACGUGAUUACAUCAGCUACAUCUUCACGUCGGACGCUGACGUGGCUAAGGCCGUCUCUGACCUCUGCCCUUAUCUUGCUGUCACAGUCAUUCUCAACGGAAUCCAACCCGUCUUGUCCGGAGUGGCAGUAGGAUGUGGAUGGCAGACCUUCGUAGCAUAUGUAAAUGUUGGUUGUUACUAUGUUGUUGGUAUUCCCAUUGGUUGUGUUCUCGGUUUCACUUUCAAUUUGCAAGCCAAGGGAAUAUGGACCGGGAUGAUUGGAGGUACCCUCAUGCAAACUCUCAUCUUACUUUACGUCACGUAUAGAACAGAUUGGGAUAAAGAAGUAGAAAAGGCGAAGAAACGAUUGGAUAUGUGGGACGACAAGAAGGAUGCUGUCCAAAACUAGUUAUAUAGUAAGUCCGAAGGAGUGGAAGGCAAAAAAAAAAAAAGAAAAAGAAUAGCAAGUGUGUGGUCUGUGGAGGUGGUUUGAUGAAAAGAAGAUCCUUCUUUUUAAAAGAUUUUAGAAGUUGUAGAAUAGAAUAAAACUAUUCACAAGUCUUUGGGAAAACAUUGUUGGCUAAUUUGAUGGAUGGUUUCCUCAAUCUGUUAAAGUUUGUUUUCAAAUUGUCUGUUAGUACUUCAUGAUCGUUCGGAAGUAUUUAUUCAGGAAUUCAUACACAAUACUAGAUCAUCUAUAAUGGAGAUGUUUGAUAAGAGAUUUAACAUCUGAAUGACUACAAUUAACAUGUUGCAUAAUAAAAUUUGAUAAUAUA
This is a messenger RNA of Brassica rapa (field mustard), 4537 nucleotides long. Its product is annotated as protein DETOXIFICATION 39-like. The record is from RefSeq and is a predicted model, not a curated record. Gene Ontology annotation, cellular component: membrane. Gene Ontology annotation, biological process: xenobiotic detoxification by transmembrane export across the plasma membrane. Gene Ontology annotation, molecular function: xenobiotic transmembrane transporter activity; antiporter activity. NCBI's taxonomy places the organism in Eukaryota, Viridiplantae, Streptophyta, Magnoliopsida, Brassicales, Brassicaceae.